Messenger RNA from Dichotomopilus funicola, 3078 nucleotides. RefSeq lists its product as uncharacterized. Gene Ontology annotation, cellular component: cytoplasm. The record is from RefSeq and is a predicted model, not a curated record. Bases 1 to 3078 code for a protein of 1025 amino acids. The transcript has 2 exons. Gene Ontology annotation, biological process: protein deubiquitination. Lineage: Eukaryota; Fungi; Ascomycota; Sordariomycetes; Sordariales; Chaetomiaceae. Gene Ontology annotation, molecular function: cysteine-type deubiquitinase activity.
AUGCCGGGUUUAACAAGCAUGCUGGACGAUGACCCGCCGUCUGGCGGUGUAAACGGGCAUCCAAAUGGCUCCAAGCGCCCAGGACGCACGUUUCCUCACAUCGAUGAUCUUGUGAAUAACACCACCACCGACAUCGACCCGCACGCACCCAUCGACACACUCCUUCGACUGGCCCAGGAAGGGCUUAAGCAUGCAGAGAGCUCGAGGUCGUUUGGCCGGCCGGACCUGGCGCUCAAGGAGUACCUUCGGACAAACGACAUCCUCCUCACAAUUAUUCCGCACAGCAAAGACUGGACGUCCCUACGGCGAGACAGAAAUAAGCAAGGGCAGGCCUAUAAUAAACUCUUGAAACAAGUCAAGGACGCGGUUGAUGAUUUCGAGGCUUGCAAGGAGCGAAUACGGGAGGAUAAUGCGAGAACGGGUGUCCAACCGACUGCCCAUCAGUCCAGUGCAGGCUCAGGGUCCGGGCCGGCAGUGGCACAGACAGGUGCCGUGAACGGUCAAAGAGAGAACCUUAGAUAUGUGGGGGGCAGUGGGACGAGGGAGAACGGGGUCCCAGCCUCCCCUCCUCCCAGGACCAAACCCGUGGUCCACCCAAAACCACAAAGCCUCCACGGUAAGGCAAUCCGCCCCGGUUCUGCGACAACCCCCGUCCUGUCGCAAGACCUAGUGCAGAGGUUUGCGAGCUUACGGGGGGCUCCGGACGCCACCCAGAGCGCUCACACGAGGACCCAGUCGGCUGUUUCUCCCUCCAGCGUGUCGAUGAACGGGGUGAUUACUGGGCUGCCCAGGCCUCCAGAUGCAAUCUACAACCCGCCAAGGGGCACGAUCACUAGCGAGACAGCGGCCCUUCCUUCCAGCGCCCCCCGGGGCAUGUUCACAAGGACAAAUUCGACAGCGUCGCUCAAUGGAGCGAGGAAUCAUAAACCACAACCACAACCACCCCAACUUGCGCCAGUGAAACGACCAAAACUGUCGAUACCAGACGGGGACACGAUAACCAGUCAGGAGCUCUUUCGACUCAUGCAGGCCGGCGCUAGGGAUCUCUCGAUUCUCGUCAUCGAUAUCCGAAGCCGCGAAGAAUUUGACGACGGGCAUAUCAUGUCCCAGGCGACCAUCUGCCUGGAGCCCGAGGUACUGUCGAGACACCACAUCUCGGCGAACGAUCUUGCUGAGAGCAUGGUUCUGGCGCCCAACUCGGAGAGACUGCUCUUUGAGAAGCGCCACGAGUUUGGCAUGGUGGUGUAUUACGACUACGACUCCGUUCGCAUUUCGGACCGGCCACAGGACCCGCAGGCAGAAGCUGUUUUGAAUCUAUACAACGCACUCAGCCAUUACGAUUUUGACGCCACACCAGAGUCAAGGGUAGUCCCGAAACUACUGCGCGGCGGCCUGGAGGCCUGGGUAGGUUUAGUUGGCAGCGGGAGUCUCCAGUCGUCGACCACAGCCACUACAUCAGGGACCUCGACAACGCCGAUGGUGCGGUCUUUCGCGAGCCGUCGCCGCCAAACGUACGUGACCCGACCAAUCCAGGACGCAGCCGAGGCGAAGCGGUGGGAGGAGACUAUUGCAGAGGCCGGUGGGAUAUCACCCAUUCGAACCACCGAGGACUUUCUGCGCCGUUUCCCUCCGAUCUCCGAGCACCGCGAGUCCAUGGUCUCGUCGCCCGUCAGCCCCCCAGCCAGCCGACCGCAAAGCCCAUUCCACUCGCGAUUGUCCCACGAGGAAAACCUCUACACCUCGCUUCCCUCGCCGCCUAUGCGCCCUCCUCCGGCAAUUCCCCGCCGAAGUUAUAGUGGGCUGGCCGAAGCCGAGGACAGCGCCGUCGUGAUGGCGAAGAAAGCCGGGGCGCAAGCCGUAGAUGGCGUCGAACGGAAACACCGUACCGGGCUGCAAAAUCCGGGGGUCUUUUGCUUUGCAAACAGCUCGCUGCAAGCCAUGUUCGCUACGCCGGGCUUCGCGCAGGAGGUGUGGACCGGCGCUUGGAAGGGGGUGUACAAGGUGCCUAUGAAGCCGGAUGAGAACCUUGAGAACCCGCAGCUACUGACCAAGUGUCUGGCCAACCUGUUUCACUGGCUCAACCAGGGGUCGUUCCAGUCGCUCGCGGCCAAGACGUUUAUGGAAUACAUACACUUUAUCCAUGCCAAGAAUGUGGAUGGUAGCAGGAAGUUGGACUCCGAAGUCUUCGGCGGUUGCUCGCAGCAGGACGCCCAAGAAUUUUACUCGUUCAUCAUGGACAACAUCCAUGAUGAGACCAACAUCCGGCGCGACCGAACCCCGCCCAAGGAGGACAAGCAGUACACGCCGAAAAACGGCAGCAUUAUCCAGAAUGCCAUCGCCUACUGGCGUGACUACUCCCAGUACAGCUCCUCACUCAUCGACAAAUACUUCCGCGGCCUCGAAGUCUUCAUCUCCCGCUGCCAAAACCCCGCCUGCCGGCAAGAAAUCCGCCUCUUCCAGCCCUGCGACGUCUGGAUCCUCAAUCUCGCCGGCAUGGGCGAUAUCACCGACCUCGAUGCCCUCCUAGCGAACCAUCAAACCUCGGAACAUUUCCCAGACCUCAUCUGCGAGACCUGCAACACCCCCGGCCGCAUGCGCAAAGCCCGCUUCGCCCGCCUCCCCGACCGCCUCGCCUUCUGCCUCAACCGCUUCAACAGCGCCGGCGCCGGCGGUGACUUCGGUUUCGGCAGCCGCCUGCUCCCCUCAUCGUCCGGGAAAAUUCACUCCAAAGUCCGUUUCCCCAUCCGCGAUCUCGAUCUCACGCGGUACUGUGCCGAGCCAGACCCGCAACAAACCAACGGCGCGACAGACCGGCAUUUUGCGGGGUCGAUGGUGUACGAUUGUUAUGCGGUGACUGUGCAUGUCGGGCCGGGGAUUAAUGGCGGGCAUUAUUACAGUUAUGUGCAGGAUGAGAUGUCGAAGGAUCCUACGGACUGGUUUAGGUGUAAUGAUGACGUGGUUAGUCGGGUGAAGGUUGCGGGUGGAGGGGGGAGGGUGCUGGGGGAUGUUACGGAGGAUAUGUACCAGAAUGGCAGUGCCUCGGCGUACAUGGUUUAUUAUCGGCGGAGGGGGACGUGA